AUAGAUCUUUGGCAUUUCGCCGCCCCCGCCCUAAUCUAAAUGUUUGCCAAUCCGUACAUAAAAUCAGUUCUCUGGCUACUCUCGUUGGGUGGCGCUGGCUAUGGCCUCAUGCUGCUGACAGAGCCUAGUCAGGAGAAAAUAGAACGCAUCAAAGCAUCAGUACCGGGUGCAUCUCUCACUGCUGACCAAGAGAAGAAGGCGUUAUUUAUGAAAAAGCUGCAGGAGGCGGCCACAACCAGUACACCAAUUUACAGGCAAGCGCCCAAUAAAAAAGAUGAUUAGGGUCAUGCUUUAUAUACCUACAUGUUUGUUUAAAAAUAAUGUCACACAAUCUAUAAUAAAACACGGCUUGUUAAAAAGCUGCA
Molecule: messenger RNA, 365 nt
Organism: Scaptodrosophila lebanonensis
Lineage: Eukaryota; Metazoa; Arthropoda; Insecta; Diptera; Drosophilidae
Exons: 1
Coding region: 40-282 (80 amino acids)
Biological process (GO): mitochondrial respiratory chain complex III assembly
Source: RefSeq, a predicted model, not a curated record